UGUAAAGCGGCCGCUGCGCGACACGCAUCGAUCGAGGCACAACGACUAACCGGCUUCGCGGCACUCCUGCGAUGGCCGAGCUCGCGGCGGCAGAGGAGGACGCCUGGUCCGACGAGGACUGGCAGGCCUUUCCGCCGCUCUACACGCUGCAGCCGCACGCGGCGACGCGCGAGGCGCAGCUGAACGUGUGGAUCGAUUUGCUGUGGCGCUGGUGCAAGGCGCAGAACAGCUGGACCGUGGACGUGGCGAGCUGCGACGUCUUCGUCAAUGAAACCAUCAACCGGAGGCUCGACGAGAACGGUCGACGCGAGGUCGCGAAGGCGGCGUGCCGCGCGGGCCGCGGCGAGCUGCUCGAGAACGGCGCUUUGUUCGUCCUAGAACAGCAGCCGAAGGACCUCGCGCGGCAGCUCUACGAGUGGGCCAAGGCGACGGGCAGGCUCGGCGGCGUCUUCACGCUGGCGGAGCUCGACGACGACGGCCCGCUCGCGGGCGCCGACGCGCGGCUGCGGACGGCGGCGCUGGACGCGCUCGAGGCCGCGGACCGGUGCGCCGUCUUCACGGGCGCGACGUCGGCCGAGGCGGGCGUGAAGUUUUUUCGGGAGGAGUAG
Messenger RNA from Pelagomonas calceolata, 608 nucleotides. The record is from the annotation of a GenBank genome assembly. Lineage: Eukaryota; Pelagophyceae; Pelagomonadales; Pelagomonadaceae.